Molecule: messenger RNA, 3000 nt
Organism: Myzus persicae (green peach aphid)
Lineage: Eukaryota; Metazoa; Arthropoda; Insecta; Hemiptera; Aphididae
Product: zinc finger BED domain-containing protein RICESLEEPER 1-like
Exons: 9
Coding region: 886-2805 (639 amino acids)
Biological process (GO): regulation of transcription by RNA polymerase II
Cellular component (GO): nucleus
Molecular function (GO): protein dimerization activity
Source: RefSeq, a predicted model, not a curated record
UUGAAACCGCUUACCGGUUUUUACCGAAAACCGGUAAUUUCCCGAAAUUUUAGGAACCUAAAUUCGAUUACCAUUUUCUUAAACUCAUUUUUUUUCCCGGUUAUUGGUUACCGGUUACCAUGACGAUUUUCCAGCUAUAACAUAAAACGUUAUUAACAUAAUAUGUUUUAACCGGUUAAGAACCGAUUACCGAUAUUUAUGUCUUAUGACCUUUUUACUUAUUAGUUAGUACCGACUAUAUUUACCCAUGAAUAGUAUGAAGUAUAAAAUGUUUAAUUUAUUUUAGCUUCUUAAAUAAUGAUAAGUUUGUAGCUACUAUGCUACUAUAAAUUACAAUAGUCUAAUAUUAAUAUUACAUAAUUACGUAUUGGUAUUAUCAUAGUAUUACUAUCUUCGUUGUUUUAAUGUUUUUCUCCUAUAUAAUCUAAAUUCGUGUUAUAAUAAUUCAAAUAAUUGGUAUUCUAUCUACCCAUAACAUAAAUAAUUAUAAACGUAAUAUAGUUGGUUGGUACUCGAUAGUCCCGGUUAUCCUCAUUGUAUAUUGUACUGGGAAAUCUAAAAAUAGCUUGAUUCCUAUUUCCUACAACUACACGAAUAAUAAAUAUUACAAGCAAACAACAAUCCUCACUGAGUCACAUGAUAAUUGAUAACUAUAGUGAUAAGUUAAACAUUUUAUUUUUAUAUUUCAUUAUAAUAUUAUAGGCAUGGAUCUUUGUUAACAGCCAACUGAGCGAACGGUAUUUUACGAAAAAGUGCGUUUAUGACCACGAUUCUUAUAUUACAUUUUUACAGUAAAGUGCGUGUGAUCGUGAUUAUUAUUUUUUUUAUAAAGUAAUUGACAAUAAUUGUACAUAUAAUUGUAUCAAUCAUUAAGAAGUAAGAACUAUGAAGAAUCCUGUAGGAUCUAUGUUUUUUAACUUUGAUGCGGGAAGAAAUGUAUCAAUUUGUAAAAUAAAUGGAUGUCAAAAACCAGAACUUGUAGGUAAACACAGUUCAAACUUAGAAAAGCAUAUACAUGCUCGUCAUAAAGAUGAAUACCAAUUGUUAAUGACAGCAAAAAAUAAUGCUUGUAAAUCAACAACUUCCAUUACAGAAAAUUCAACAUCAGGUUCAGUUAAAAGGACUGCAGGACAAAUGUCGUUGGAUAGUAUGAUUAAAGUUACAAAAAAAAGUAUAAAGAUUACUUUAUCAAAAGAUGAUAUAAUUAAUGCUUGUGUGGAAAUGGUAACAGUAAAUGGCCGACCAUUUACUAUCCUCCAUGAUUCAGGAUUUAGAAAGUUGCUAAAUCCUAUCAUAGAAGGAUUGCCAGAAACAGGAUUUUCAAUUAACUCCCAUAACAUAAAAAGUCAUAUUAUAGACAAAGCACAACUCAUAGUAAAAACUAUAGCAACUGAUGUAGCUAAUCGGUUAAUCAGUUUGAAGGUAGAUUGUGUAACAAGACAUAAUAGAUCUUUAAUAGGAAUCAACAUUCAAUAUAUGCAAAAUAAUGUUUUACAGUUGAAAACCUUAGCAAUCACUGAAUUGAUGGAGCGACACAGUGCUAUAUACUUAAAAGAAAUGGUAUUAAAUGUUUUGGAUAAGUAUGGUAUAACUAAGACACAAAUAUUUUCUAUUACCAGUGAUAAUGCUGCCAACAUAUUGAAAAUGACUGAUAUCAUUGAUGAUCCUAGUGAUUCGACAGAGAAUGAUGACGAUUUUGUUAUGGCAACAAACGAUGAAAUUGAGGAAUUUGAAAGUAAUGUGAUUCAAGCAAUUGAACCUGAACCUCUUACAAAAAAAGUGAGAUGUUCAGCUCAUACACUGAAUUUGUGUAUAGAAGAUGGAUUGAAAAUUAGAUUAUUACAAAAUCUUAUUGGUCGCAUCAGAAGUGUUGUAAAAAAAAUUCGGACUCAAAAAUAUACAUGUAUUUUAAAAAAAAUGGGCUUAAAGUAUGCGAUAAUUGACGUUGAAACACGGUGGACAUCAAUGUAUGACAUGCUACAAAGGCUACAUGAAAUUAAACCUUUUUGUAUAGAAUAUCAAGAUGCAAUGCCUGAUCUUAAGUUAUCAGUUAAUGAUUGGGAAGCACUUAAGGAUAUGAUUGAUUCACUUCAACCUGCUAGAGAUGGAAUAAUUUUUCUUCAAAAACAUGAUAUUACAAUGGGAGAUUUCUUUGGUUGCUGGUGGAAAAUUAUUUCAAAAUUAAAAAAAAAAAAUACAGCAUUAUCUAACUCUAUAGCAAAGUCAAUGGAAAAGCGACAAAAAGCUUUAUUUGAAAAUCCAAUAUUCAGCUCAGCUCUAUUUAUGGAUCCAAGGUUUCAGUGUUUGCUAAAUGAUACAAGUAAAAUAGAAGCAAAGGAUCAUUUACAAAAAACUUGGAAAAUAAUUGAACAGUUGACAGGAAAUGAAAAUGAAGCAAAUAUUAAUAAUGCUCAAUAUUUUGAUGCACAUGAAGAGAAUGUUAUGGAUCCAGAUGAUGAUCUUGAAUCAUUUAUCCAGUCAUCUUCUCAAAACAGUGCUAAUAAUAUGUUGAUGAAUAUGAACUCUAGUCAACGUUCUAUUGCAAUACUGUUGGAAGAAUAUGAUAAUACUCCGAGAUUGCAUCAUAGUACUGAUAUAAAAAACUAUUGGUCUGAACAUCACGAGUCUAUGCCUGAACUUUACAAACUUUCACAAGUUGUAAUGGCUGUACCAUGCACCCAGGUCUCAGUGGAAAGGAGUUUCUCAGGACUCAAAUUUAUUUUGAGUGAUUUGCGUACUUCAUUAUCGCCUGAUCUACUGGAAAGUAUAAUGAUUAUACGAGGAAAUAACUUGUCUAACAAAUAAAGAAAAUAUUAAUUAUUUAACUAAGUUGUUAUUACUUUUUAAUUUUUUUAAUAAAUUAACAUUUUAAACAUAAUACUGAUAAUAGUAAAUUUUAUUAACCAAGUCAUAACCUAGUAUUCUUAUCUAUGAACCAAGUUGUCACAAUUGUGGAGGUAUGCCAAUCACCACUCGCCAUAAAUAUUCAGUAUUACUGAG